Molecule: messenger RNA, 3646 nt
Organism: Vanrija pseudolonga
Lineage: Eukaryota; Fungi; Basidiomycota; Tremellomycetes; Trichosporonales; Trichosporonaceae
Gene: imp2
Product: Septation protein imp2
Exons: 6
Coding region: 246-3530 (1094 amino acids)
Biological process (GO): cytoskeleton organization
Cellular component (GO): mitotic actomyosin contractile ring, proximal layer; cytoplasmic side of plasma membrane; cytoplasm
Molecular function (GO): protein binding; phospholipid binding
Source: RefSeq, a predicted model, not a curated record
CCCCCUUGUCCUCCUCAUCCACUCGUCCCCCCCUUUGUUCUCUCCUCCUCCAACACACAUCCAUCACACACGCCUACACGGCGAUACAGGCUGAUCAUCCACAGAGCAAGCAUCCAACACGCUAUCUUGCUCUGGAAAUCCUCGCCUUGCCCUCUUACAAUCAAAACAUACAUCGCCACUCGCGAGCCGAGUCCCGAGCCUCGAGCACUGUUUAGAUCGCCAUCGCCGCCGCCGCAGCAGCCGCAAUGGCAGACAACGCAGCCGGCCCGGCGCGCUCACAGUCGACCACCUCCCUCGCCCGCUUACACCACGGCGGCCUCGCUAACGGCAGCGCACCGCCCGCCCCCGACGAGACCUCGGACCCCGCCCUCGACUUCUGCAAUGCCUUCUGGGGCCCAGGUGACCGCGGCUAUGAGGUCAUCAUGGCCAGGCUGCGUGGAGCAUCGAGGACCAUCGAGGAGCUGAGGCAGUUCUGGAAGGAGCGCGCUGCCAUCGAAGAGGAGUACGGCAAGCGCCUGCAGAAGCUCUCAAAGCUUCCCCUCGGCAGGGACGAGAUCGGAGACCUCGCCGCCUCUCUCCAGUCUAUCCAGGACGAGACAGCCGCCCAGGCGUCGUACCAUCUCAGCCUCAGCACCGACCUGCACCAGGUGGUCGAAGUUCCCACCACUGAGCUCGCAAACCGCUACGCCCAUCUCAAGAAGGGUAUCCAGGCCAGCGUUGAGAAGGCGUGGCGGAACAAGGGCUUACAGGAGGGACAUGUGACCAAGGCCCGCGAGCGCUAUGAGUCGGACUGCCUCAAGCUCAACUCGUACACGGCCAACACGCAGCUCGUGCAGGGUAAAGAACUGGAGAAGAUCCAUGGCAAGGUCGACCGCGUGCGGCAGACCAUUGGCAGCAACGAGCAGGACUUCCGCAACUUUGUUAGUGUCCUCGAGGGCACGACGCAAAAGUGGGAGAACGAGUGGAAGUCGUUCACCGAUCAAGUCCAAGACCUCGAGGAGGACCGUCUGUCCCAGACCAAGGACAUUGCAUGGUCGUACGCCAACCAGGUGUCGCAGGUCUGCGUGGAGGACGACAGCUCAUGCGAGCGCAUCCGCGAGCGGCUCGAGCAGUUUGAGCCUGCCAACGACAUGGUCAACUUUGUUCGCGGCUGGGGCACUGGUGACCAGAUCCCCGACCCGCCGAGGUUUGUCAACUACUCUGUCGGCCAGAACCCCCCCACCCCGACUUUCCACACUGCCACGUUCAAGCGUGUUGCAGCGAAGGCACCCCUGAGGCCGGUAUCGAUUCCCAAUGCCGAUCAGGAGCCAGAACCUGUGGCUGAGCCUGCACAGCAGAGGACGGCGUCACCAGACACCUACCAGCCCCCAGCGCCGCCGCCCGUGCCGAAGGAGGAUCCAUUCAGCCCGCCCCGCGAGGAGCCUUUCACGCCGCCCACUGACGGUGUUGAACGCUUGAUUCUGCGCGACGACGGCCCGACACCCUCUGUCCCACCAGCUGCCUCGCGCUCGCCCAAGCCACCAGUCGGCGGCGUCGCCCUCCCUGGCCUCGCCGCUGGUGUUGUUGGAGCCGCAGCCGGUGCUGCUGGCAUCGGAGCAGCCAUUGGAGGAUACAAGAACUCUCACCCACCGCCUGUGGCGACCGCAUCGCCCCCUACCCAGACCAUUGACAUGCCACCGCCACCUGUUCCGCAGGCGUACCAGGGACCUCCCAGCCCGAGCGCGCGUGACGUUCUGGACGAGGAUGACCCGAUGGCCCGCGCGCUUGCCGAGCUCCGUCGCGACCCUCCUGGGUCCAAUGUCCGCAGACAGCGUUCGCAGAAGCGCCCCGGCUCGGUCUACUCGACGAGUGGCUCAAUCCGCAGCAACAACCUGGGGGCGGGCGGUGCCCCAUCUGCGUCGCCGGCGCCUGGAGGCAAUUACUACCCGGGCCAACAGCGCGUGUCGGUCGACAGCGGCCUUAUCCCUCCUGCUGGCGGACACACCGCCGCUCAGCUUGCCAAGUCCAAGGCGGACUUUGACAGCGGACGCGGCAAGCAGAGCGUCAACUACUCCAGCUACGGUGACGACAUUGUCGGCGGUCACCCGUCGCGGCCGUCUUCGCCUGCUGCCCGCUCUCCUUCUCCAUCUGCAGCUAUGAUGCAGCCCCCAACUCAGCCUGCGACUCACCCCGCCGACGCUGUGCUUCAGCAGUACGGUCAGGCGUUCCCGGGUGAACGUAGCCGUUCGCGCCCUGCUUCCGUCUACUCGAACCACUCGCGUGCGCCGUCUAUCAACGAGUCGGCCGUGACGUCGUCGGUUGCCCCCGAGCGGCCUCUUGAGGGCUUUGCCGGCAUUGGCGCGGGUGGACGCAGCCCGUCGCCUGCGCCCAACAAGCAGUUCCGCUCGCCGUCGCCUGGCCCUGGUGGCCAUGGCGUCCUCGGCCCGCAGAACCUCGGCAUCUCACUCGACGCAUCGGGAGGUGUCGCGCAGGACUCGAUGGCCGAGGCCUACCGUCGGCAGUAUGAGCAGCAGAAGCAGCAGUCUGGCCACGAGCGCCAGCCGUCGCUUCAGCAGCCUCCAGUCGACCCUCAGCGUCCGACGUCGCAGCACUCGUACCACGCGCCGAGCCAGCAGCAGCAGCAGCCGGCAGCGGGUGGCUAUGUGCCCCCCGCACCGGCGCCUUUCUCACAGUAUGCGCCGGCUCCUAGCCAGAGCAGCUACUACCCCAGCUCCACGAACCAGUACAACCCGGCUCAGCGACAGCCGUCCCAGCCGGCGCCUCAGCAGCAGCCGCCACAGUCACAAUACCAGCCCCCUCAGCAGCAAGGAUACCAGCCAGCGCAGCAGCAGCAGCCGCAGCAGCCACCGCAACAGCCACAGCAACAGCAGCAGCAGUACGACCAGUAUGGCAGACCACUGCAGGGCCAGGCGCCGAGCGGCUACGCUCAGCACUCGCACCAGUCGUCGCAGUCAUACUCGGGUUACGGCCAGCCUCCACAGCAGCAGCAGCAGCAGCAGCAACCAGGCUACGGCGGCUACCAGCAGAACUCGUACUCGAAGCCGCCCGAGCCUCAGCCAUACCGCGCACCAUCGCCCCAGCCUGCAGCUCAGCAGUACCGGGCGCCGUCGCCUCAGCCUGCCGCCCAGCAGUACCGCGCGCCAUCGCCUCAGCCCGCUGCGCAGCACUACCGUACGCCAUCGCCCCAGCCGCAGCAGCCGGCGAUCCACCAACAGGCGUCACAAGACUCGUACCUCACGCAAAACCAGUCGCAGUACAACCGGUCGCCUAGCCCCCAGCCGGCCCUGCCACCGAACAACGCUCCGGCCACUGGCCAGUGGUCGAGCAAUGGGCUCCCCAUUUUAUUCUAUGUUCAAGCACGAUACGACUACCACGCUCAGUCUGCUGCCGAGUUCGACUUCCAGUCUGGCGACAUUAUCGCCGUGACGUCUACACCAGAGGACGGAUGGUGGUCUGGCGAGCUUCUCGAUGAAGCGCGCCGCGUCGCCGGACGCACCGACUUCCCGUCCAACUUUGUCGAGCUGUUCUGAGCGCUUACGAAGGAUAUGAGACACGAGAGAGAGGGGGGAGGGAGGGGGGGAGGGGGAGUGCCGUCGGAGAGGAUGUCGGGGAGGAGGUCGGUCGGAGAGAAUGUCGAGACAUCUCU